Molecule: messenger RNA, 432 nt
Organism: Ilex paraguariensis (yerba mate)
Lineage: Eukaryota; Viridiplantae; Streptophyta; Magnoliopsida; Aquifoliales; Aquifoliaceae
Source: the annotation of a GenBank genome assembly
AUGAAAAAGGUUGAGUCAAACUGUGGUACCAUACAACAAGAAGUUAGAGUUGAGACUGACCAUGUUCAUGAACAACAUCCAGAAUCAAGUGGUGAUGGAGAUAUGAAUGAUAAUGACUCAUCAGACUAUGAAUCUUUUUAUGAUAGUGAGCAUGACAUAAUUUAUGAUGAAUUAUAUGAGACAUUUGUUGAUAAGGAUGUUGAAUUUUUUGGUAAGGACAAGGGGAAAGGGGUUGACAAAGGGAAAGGUGUUGAUGGUGAUAGAUGCACAACAAAGGAUGCUGAUAAUGAUUUGUAUGCUAAAGACUAUGACAGUGAAGAGUUAUUAAGUAUUAGUGGUUCAUCAUCGGAUGACGAGGAAGGAGGACAUUGUAAGAGAAAGAGGGUGAAAUAUCCACAGUUUAAUUCAAAGUCUGAUAUGGUUGACCCAUAG